AGUUCAACCGGAUAUGACAGGCCCCUCUACUGUAACCGUGGAGUGUCAGACCAGUGGUCCGUCGCUCACAGGAGUUCACGUUUCUAAAUAAAUCAAACUCCAGAAGGGGAGACAUCAUGUCUUUUAACAAUGUUUCAGAUCCGAGGAGACAAAACAAAAUUCUUCGGUAUAAGGCUCCAAGCACGGACACCAAUCCCACGCUGGAGGACCCCACGCCCGACUACAUGAACCUGCUCGGUAUGAUCUUCAGCAUGUGUGGACUGAUGCUCAAGCUCAAGUGGUGCGCCUGGAUCGCUGUCUACUGCUCCUUCAUCAGCUUCGCCAACUCCAGGAGCUCUGAGGACACCAAGCAGAUGAUGAGCAGCUUCAUGUUGUCCAUCUCGGCGGUCGUGAUGUCCUACCUGCAGAACCCUCAGCCGAUGUCGCCGCCAUGGUAACCGAUGCCCCCCCCGCCCGCCCCCAACCAUCAUGAGUAAAAGAGACGUAAUGAAAUGAAAGAGAGGGACAGUGGACACUACGCCAGGACGGAGACACCCUUGUGCUUCUUCUCUUUUCAACCUUUUCUAACUUUGUUUAUUCAUGAAAUCUUUCAAAUUGUGCUGCCGUACGUCAUCAAUAAAGUUGUGUGAUUUUAAAAGGA
This is a messenger RNA of Pungitius pungitius (ninespine stickleback), 640 nucleotides long. RefSeq names its product WD repeat domain 83 opposite strand (gene wdr83os). The transcript is spliced from 4 exons. The record is from RefSeq and is a predicted model, not a curated record. Gene Ontology annotation, biological process: protein insertion into ER membrane. Lineage: Eukaryota; Metazoa; Chordata; Actinopteri; Perciformes; Gasterosteidae. Gene Ontology annotation, cellular component: endoplasmic reticulum membrane. Bases 117 to 437 code for a protein of 106 amino acids. Gene Ontology annotation, molecular function: protein folding chaperone.